Molecule: messenger RNA, 1410 nt
Organism: Peromyscus maniculatus bairdii (prairie deer mouse)
Lineage: Eukaryota; Metazoa; Chordata; Mammalia; Rodentia; Cricetidae
Source: RefSeq, a predicted model, not a curated record
CUAGAGAAAAAGGAUGUUUCAAAAGAGAAGUCGUCUUGUGGCAAUGCGUCAGUGGUCCAGCUAACUACCAGAACUUGGAAAUCCGCGAUGGAGACUAAGGCAGCAGAGACGAAACACAUAGAUGUACAUACAGGAAAUAAUAAAGAAAAAGUCAGUAAAGCCAAGAAGAACAAAAGAAAGGUGGAUGCUGAAGCCCAUCCGUCAGAUGAGCCUGUGAACGAGGAACCAGUGACAAAAAAGAUAAAAAAGAUGGAAAGCAAAUCCAAAAAUAGUACCGAGGUGUCAAAGGAUGACAGCAAGACGGAGGAGACUAAGGGGGACAAUAAAAAGCAAAAUACUUCCAUUAAAAAAGGUGCAAAGAAGAAACCUCAAAAAGAUAAGUCAAGUGAGAAAGGCAGCAGACCUGCUCAGGAGACACAGAAGGAGACGGCUCCAGCAGAGCCUCCUUCCAUGGAGCUGGCUCAGGAGGAGGUCUCUUCUGAUCCUGCGCUCACUCAGGUGGUGGUCGCCCCUGCAGGCUCUGCUAGGCCCGGGCUUCCUUCUCCCAUGAAUAUUGCUCAGACUGGGCCUGCUCAGAUGGAGCUGCCUUCUCUCCUGGAGCCUCCUCAGAGGGAGCCGCCUCCUCCCCUGGAGCCUGCUCAGAGGGAGCCACCUCCUCCCACAGAGCCUCCAAAGAUGGAGCAGCCUCUUCCCAUGGAGCUUACUCAGAUGGAACAGCCUCCUCCCAUGGAGCCUGAUCAGAUGGAGCCUCCUCCUCCCAUGGAGCCUGCUCAGAGGGAGCCGCCUCCUCCUAUGGAGCCUGAUCAGAUGGAGCCGCCUCCUCCCAUGGAGUCUCAGUGGGGACAUUGUCAGAAGAGGCUGCUUUGUCCUUUGGACCAUGCUCAGGUGGAGGUUGCUCAGACAGGGCCUCCUCACAUGGAAUCUGUUCAGAAGGAGCCUCCUGCUGUCAUGGAGCCACCUCUUCAAGUGAAACCACUCACCAAAAGGUCUUCUCCCCGAAAAGAGAGUACCAAGGAGAAGUCGGGCAUUCGGAGUGAGGUGGUGCGGCAGGAGCAAGUCCUUAUUGAAGUUGGCUUAGUGCCUGUUAGAGAUAGCCAGCUUCUGAAGGGAAGCAGGCGCACACAGGAUCUUCCAAAGGGAAACUCAAGAAGAGACGAGACACCCAAGGACCAAGAAAUUGGCUCUGAUGGGGAAGGAAAUAAAAUGACCCCUCUCAAGAAAGUGGGAACAGAGGAAGCUGGCAAGAGUCUAGCUAUGCUUGCUGCUCCCAAGGAAUCUACCAGUGUCUUAUCCUCGGAAAAAAACUCAAAUGGGUCAGGUGUUGAAACGUUACAUGCUAAGUGUCAGACUGGUUCAGCUGGGCUUUGUGAAAUGGAAGUGGACACUGAGCAGAACCCAGACAGUGAGUAA